Molecule: messenger RNA, 4857 nt
Organism: Zygosaccharomyces rouxii
Lineage: Eukaryota; Fungi; Ascomycota; Saccharomycetes; Saccharomycetales; Saccharomycetaceae
Gene: PAN1
Product: actin cytoskeleton-regulatory complex protein PAN1
Exons: 1
Coding region: 1-4857 (1618 amino acids)
Biological process (GO): endocytosis; endosomal transport; actin cortical patch assembly
Cellular component (GO): nucleus; actin cortical patch; plasma membrane
Molecular function (GO): calcium ion binding; protein binding
Source: RefSeq, a predicted model, not a curated record
AUGUACAACCCCUAUCAGAAUACGGGUUAUUUCCAGCAACAGCCACAGCAGCAGCAACAGCAACAGCAGCAGCAGCAUUCCUUUGGUCAACAGAAUCCUCAGGCUUCUGGGUUUGGUGGCAUGCCAGGAAGUCUUUCCUCUACUCCAAUGAAUUUCCCACAAUUGCAAGCCCAACAGCAGCCUUCAAGGUUUGGCGGUGCCAAUACAGCGGUUAAUCCAACUGGUAUGAGCAAUUUGAUGCCGCAAUCGCAGAGCAGCUUUGGAUCUCAGCAAAAUACGGGAAUGAUGGGAAUGCCAGGACCAUCAAAUACUGCUUCUGCUACAUCUAAUCAAGGUAACUUUGUAAAUCAACCACAACAGCAACAUCCUCAAUCUACUGGUUAUUUUCAAUCUAACGCCUUACCAUUACAACAACCACAACUUCAGAGUCAACCAACCGGAUUUCAAAAUCCGUUGUUAUCUAAUCCUACUGGAGGUAUGCAGCCUUUGUUACCACAAUCUACUGGGUUUUAUCAUCCAACUGGCGGUAUGCCACAAGCUCCACUGGAACCCUUGAAGCCAACUGCCACUGGUUUAGUAAAUUCCUUUGCAAAUGGUGGGCUAAACCAUGAUAUUAAGAUCCCCGCAAGAAGAUUAUCUUUCAUUACAUCUAACGAUCAAGCCAAGUUUGAAACUUUGUUCCGUUCUAUAGUCCCCAAAGGUUCUAAUACCAUUUCCGGUGAAGAUUGUAAAAAGAUCUUCCUGAAAUCAGGACUACAAGCUUCUGAAUUAGCCAAAAUCUGGAAACUUUCUGAUACUACUAGAGCUGGUGAAUUAUUGUUCCCUGAGUUUGCUCUAGCAAUGCAUUUAGUUAAUGAUGUGCUACAAGGUGAUUCUAUCCCUUACGAAUUGGAUACAAAGACUAAAAACGAAGUAGGGAGCUUUGUGGAUGCCAUCAAUUUGAGUAUCGCUAGGGGAGAUGGUGAUCCCGGUCCAAAGACACCAUUUGAUGAUUUGAUGAUGGGGGGUUUAAAGCCCCAAUCAACUGGUUUUAUGCCACCAACUAGUUUUGGCAUGCCCUUACAAGGCCAGGUAACUGGAGGUGGUGCAGGAUUAUUAAACCCUCAACGUACAGGAUUUAUGCCUCAAACAAGUUUUGGUAUGCCCAUGCAACCUACUGGUGGUGCUCAAUUUAAUCCAAUGGGUAAUAUGGGCGGUAAUGCUGGUGUUGGGAUUCAAUCUACUGGUUUUAUGCCUCAAACUUCGUUUGGUGCUCCACUGCAAUCUCAAUUGACUGGAGGUGCUGUCCAACGUCAACCAACCGGUGGAUUUCAAAACAAUUUUAUGCCCAACAUGCAGCCACAGAAUACAGGUGGAUUCGCUGCACUUCAACCACAAAAGAUUCAACCGCAGGCUACUGGGAGCCUUUUGCCUCAAGGCACAGGUGGUCUUAGGCCUCAAACAACCGGCAGUUUUCAACAACAACAACAGCAGCAACAACAACUUGGUGGCUUUCAACCACAACCCACUGGGGGCUUUCAACCUCAACCAACGGAUGGCUUUCAACCCCAAUUGAAUGGUGGCUUGCAGCCACAGGGCACUGGUGGGUUCCAGCAACAGGGAUUCGGGGGCGGCAUCCAACCUCAAUUGACUGGCGGGUUCCAACAACCUCAGCCUAGCGGUGGGUUCCAGCAACCUCAACCUACUGGCGGAUUCCAGCAACCCCAGCCUAGUGGUGGGUUCCAGCAACCUCAACCAAGCGGUGGGUUCCAGCAGCCUCAGCCAAGCGGUGGGUUCCAGCAGCCUCAGCCAAGCGGUGGAUUCCAGCAGCCUCAGCCAAGCGGUGGAUUCCAGCAGGCUCAACCAAGCGGUGGAUUCCAACAACCUCAACCUACUGGCGGGUUGCAGCCACAAUCGACAGGUCCCCUUCAACCUCAAGGGACAGGCUUUGGACAACAAGGCGGCGGUGUUCCACCAUUGCAGCCUCAAGGGACUGGUUCAUUCAAUGGGAACUUGCCUCAACAACCUAAUGGCGGGUUCCAAGGUGUGCCUCCACCUCAACAACAACCCCAACUUACCGGUGGUCUCAUGCCUCAAGCAACAGGUGGUGCAUCUACUGCUGUGCCCAUCCAACAAACUGGUUUAUCCACCCAAUCUACUGGUUUCUUACCACCAUCUGGGUUCAACCCAACCCAACCUUUGAGUGCUCAAAAGACAGGAUUUGGUAAUAAUGAAAUCUAUACGCAAUCUAGUUUCAGUCAAGAUUUCAAUGGUCAAAAUUUGGAUGAUAUUUUACCAGAGGAGAAGUCAUUGUUCUAUAAAAUCUUUCAAACUUAUGACACUGACAAGAGAGGAAUACUGGAUGCAUCAAAGGCUGUUGAGAUUUUCAGGAAGUCCGGUUUGAACAGAGGUGAUCUAGAGCACAUUUGGGCAUUGUGUGAUAUCAAUAACACCGGUCAAUUAAACAAACAAGAGUUUGCUCUGGGUAUGCAUUUGGUUUAUAGGAAAUUAAACGGUUUCCAGCUACCUAAUAGAUUGCCUCUGAAUUUGAUUCCCUCUAGUACCAAGAUUUUGGAUGACGUUAAAAAUCAAAUUAAGAGUAGUGUUGGAACGGAAGAUAGACGUUCUUCUACCAAGACCGAUGCAUUAAGCUAUAAAAACAAUGAUGACGAAGAUGUCUUACCAAGCUUCAGAAAUCGUCGUAAAGUUUUUGGAGCCAAUGCGCCACCUGCAACUACCAAUCAAGAUGCAUCUGCUCCUGCUGCGUCAGCGUCAGCGUCAGCUGCCUCUCAACAAGCAAAGCCAAAUGUUUCAGAUUUAAAGAGGGCCAUUAAUGAGAGGAGACAACGUUUAGAUACCGAAAAAGCUCGGUUGCAGACAACUACUAGUGAUGAUGAUUUGAGAUUCAUUUCAUCUUUGAAAUCACAAAUUGGAGAACUACCCUCAAUAUCUGUAGUUAAUGACUCGGUACCAGCCGAUCUGAAAGAAAGAUAUGAAACUCUUCUGGUUAAACUUCCUAACUUGUUUGUCCAAAUUGAUGAGAUAGACACGCAAAUAAGAAACGCUAAAUUGCAACUGUUUAAGAUGAAGAACCCUUUUUCAAUCAGUGGAUCAGGUCCUAACGGGGAGAUUACUGAUGAGGAUAGAAAGAAGGCUAAGAGUAAAGCUUUGUUGAAAUCGAGAAUGAACGCUCUAACAGGUAAGCCUUCAGGACCAAUUGGUUCCUUUGAAGAGGAGGAGGUCAAAUAUAAUGAAGAGAUUAAGAAGAUUAACGCUGGUUGUAACAGUAACAAAGAGAUUAUCGGGGACAUCAAAAGUUCUAUUGCUGAUAUUGCUGCAUCCUUAGAGUCUGGUUUGAGUGGCGGUAGUAUCCAUGCCAACCCCGGUGAUUUCGAGGUGUGGGAAUUCGGCACUCGUUUGGAACCUGAAGUUCGCGACUUUGUUUAUAGUUUGAGAACUAAGACAUCUCAGCGGGAACAAGGAAAUUCGAGCACUGUGAGUGCCGAAGCCAACUACUCUCAACAAAACUAUUCUCAGCCAGCUGCUCAAGAUGUUUCCAGGCAGACAUAUGGCAACUUACCACAAUCUACUUCUAACGGGUAUUCUCAACAGCCAGUAGACAAUAAUUCAACACCUGUGACAAGUAGUAACAGCCAAAGUUAUAACUUCACCGAUCCGUCAGGCAAUUACCGUUCUCAAGCCACAGUAAACAGUUACUCGUAUUCUUCCAAUGGCAAUCGAUCAGACAAUUAUAAUAGUGGUGGAUCGAACCAAACUAGUAGACAACCUUCAUAUGCUGGAGGUACUUCUCAUAAUCAGCCAUCCUCUAACGAAGUGGUAAAUGGUGACGAUGGAGAAGAUGAAGAGGAGAAACAAUUGAGGGAUAAAUUGGAAAUGUUGAAGCUCAAGAAGAAGAGUGAGAAGGAGAAAAGAUUGGCCGAUCUACGUAGGCAGAUAGAGGAGGCUAAAGCUGAUGGUGAUGAAGAAGCAGAAGUUGCGGCAUUACAAAAUGUUGCCAAUCAACGCUCUACUUCUAGUAUAAGCAUCUCACAGGACCCCGCUCCAAGCGCUGCAUCACCAGCUUUGAAUCAAGGACGCGAUGGUCAUCCAAAUGUUAAUUCAUCUCACCCAUCCUAUGGUAGCGCACCUGCUGCACAUGCUGGCGUCAACGCAACUCGUUCAUCAACGGUUAUGUCGGCAUCUCCAGUUUCGUCAGUAGCAUCACCCCAGCCAUCUGGUCAGGGUGGUAGAAAUGCAUUUUUCAAACAGACUCCAUCUACGAGUUCUUCGUUUGACCUGAGGGCCGCUGAGACUCAGAGAAGGUUACAAAGAGGUUUGGAUGAUGAUGAAAGCGAAGGCUGGUCGGAUGAUGACAAUGCUAAUGCACAAACCGCUUCACCUCCAAAGGAACCUGUCCCAAGCGCUCCAUAUCAACAAGCACCAACACCAGUAGCUCCUGCUCCUGUUGCACCGGCUCCCGUUGCACCGGCUCCCGUUGCACCUUCCAAUGAGGAACCAAAGCCAAUGGCGCCUAGUCUGCCGCAGGUGAAAGAUGAUGGUCCACCAGUGCCCGUAGCUCCACCGCUACCACAGGUGCAGCACCAAGGACCACCAGUACCAGUUGCCCCUCCAUUACCACAAAUGCAAUCCGAAAGUAAACCAUUCUUCGCCGGACCACCACCAUUGAUGCCCAAUGAAGAUGAAAACGGCGGGCAUGGUCAUGGUCAUGGCCAUGAGGAGGAAAAACAUUAUGCGGAUGAAAACGACGACGAUGACGACUCAUUGUCAAUUCCGGAAUCUGUCGGCUCUGAUGAGGACAACUUCGAGAUGGCUCAUUCAGCGCCAAGUAAUAUCCCACCACCUCCACCAUUACCAUAG